AUGUCACUCUUACUCCAACAUAACUUUACCUACCUUCAGAUGGCCGCCAUUCGAAAGAAGUUGGUCAUUGUGGGUGAUGGAGCCUGUGGUAAGACCUGUCUCUUGAUUGUGUUCAGUAAAGACCAGUUCCCCGAUGUAUAUGUGCCUACAGUAUUCGAAAACUACGUCGCCGACACAGAAGUGGACGGAAAGCAGGUACGGUGCAUUACCAUGGUAUUUUAUCGUAUUUUAGGUGGAAUUGGCAUUGUGGGAUACGGCCGGCCAAGAGGACUACGACAGGCUACGGCCGUUGAGUUACCCGGAUACGGAUGUGAUUCUGAUGUGCUUCUCCAUUGACUCACCAGAUUCACUCGAGAACAUACCAGAGAAGUGGACACAAGAGGUAUGUCAUUUUGACAUAUAGGGGGGAUAAAAUAACAUUUUUUGAACAAAAAAGUUAAUUAACAUCGUAUUUUAGGUUUUUCCAAACAAAACUUUAACUUUUUAAGUAAACUUAUGUGUCGCAGGCUGCAUUUAUAUGGGCGCAACCUGCCAAAAACAAUUUUUUUCAAAAAUUUAAAAUAAUUUGUUUAGGUACGACAUUUCUGCCCUGAGGUACCAAUCAUCCUGGUCGGCAACAAGAAAGAUAUCAGGCAAGACGAGGAGGCGGUCAGAGAGAUGAAGAAAGUGAAUCAGGGACCCAUCAGUAUGGAGGAUGGUCAGAAAAUGGCUCAACAAAUCGGUGCCUACGCUUAUCUAGAAUGUUCCGCCAAAACCAAAGAGGUCAGUACUAUAUAGUUUUAUACAUUUGCAACCAUGGUACUACAAUUAGGCAGCAGGUUGAGCUUUGUGGGGGGGGUAGAGAUUAUGGCAGGUGGUGCUAUAUUUAAUGACUGUCUAAUGUUAUUAGGUUGUUCAAAUAAUUCUGUGCUCCUAAACUCGAAAAUUUACUUUGAGUGAGGGCACAGAAUUAUUUGGACAACCUAAUACUGAUGUGCAACCAUGGUAUCAGGAUUAGGUAGCGGGCUAAAUUUUGAUGGAGGGGGAGGGGUGGUAAAGGAAUUGUGAGUACUAAAUGUUAUAUCUUAUGACUGUAUACCUAAUGUUAUUAGAUUGUUCAAAUAAUUCCGUGCCACUCAAAGAAAAUUUUUGAGGUUAAGGGGCACAGGAUUAUUUGAACAACCUAUUGUAUGGUAUUUAGUAAAUAUAGAUGAUCUUCUGUAUAAUGAACAAAUUUAAAACCUUUGUCCAAUUAGUAGUACAUAACUUUUGCUGUAGUACUACUUCGUACUAUAACGUUAUAAUGUAGUUACUUUAGGGUGUAAAAGAAGUUUUCGAAACAGCGACACGAGCCGCGUUGAUGACAAAGAAAAAGCAGACUGGAAAGUGUAAAAUACUGUGA
This is a messenger RNA of Bursaphelenchus okinawaensis, 1381 nucleotides long. Lineage: Eukaryota; Metazoa; Nematoda; Chromadorea; Rhabditida; Aphelenchoididae. The record is from the annotation of a GenBank genome assembly.